This is a messenger RNA of Mercenaria mercenaria, 7332 nucleotides long. RefSeq lists its product as uncharacterized. The record is from RefSeq and is a predicted model, not a curated record. Gene Ontology annotation, cellular component: mitochondrial outer membrane. Bases 188 to 3580 code for a protein of 1130 amino acids. Gene Ontology annotation, biological process: mitophagy by internal vacuole formation; mitochondrial protein catabolic process. Lineage: Eukaryota; Metazoa; Mollusca; Bivalvia; Venerida; Veneridae. The transcript is spliced from 15 exons.
UUACAACAGUGUAGCUUUAUUACAUGUGUCUAUAAAUAGAAGUCAGUCAAGUGUGCGCAUUAUAUCCAUUUGAAAAUUUGAAAAUACGGAAGUAAACUGAGCUGCGAAUACUAUUUGAAUAUUUUGAAGCAAUCAGCACUACUGAUGAUGAUUUAGAUGAAUUGAUUCAACCAGUCGUGGCAACAUUAUGGCAGCUAAGUUUACGACCGACCCAUCCCCUUCUGAUGAGGAUUUUGAAAUCGUAAAAAAUCACCAAUAUCCUCAUAUGAGAGAACUAUUGCAGUUAUUACUGACUGAAGUUCCGGCUCUGGUUCAAGACGCACAGCUGGAACUUAAUGAGAACCUACUGACAAAAGAAACAGAUGAAGAAGAAAGAUUGAGAAAAAAACUGGAAGAAAUACAAAAGCAAAACGAAGAGCUGGAGAAAAAGCUUGUACAGAAAGAAAAACAUCAAAAUGAUGUAGGUUCAAGAUAUCUUCAAGCAAAGAUAGUAAAACUUGAAAACCGUUUGAACCACGAAGAAAGAUCGAAAGUAGAAAUAGAAAAGAAAUUGAAGACAGACUUGCAUGAUUCACAACAAACAAUAGACUGUCUAAAACAAAAGGUACAAAUGGCAGAGAACGAAACUAGAAGUAUAAAAGCUGAACUUGCGAAACGGGAGAGACAUGAUGCCUGUUUAAAGAACGAAUUAGAAUCGUAUGGCAAUUUGGAACGUCAGUUUAACAAGAUAAGAGAAGAACUGAAGAACACAAAAGCUGAACUAGAGGAAACAAAGUCAAGACUGAGUAAAUCAAUGGGUGACAAGCUUACUGACAACAACCCAAACAUCGCUGAUCUUAGUGAUAAAAACAGACCUACAAAACUUGCCGAACGUUAUCAAGAAAUCUACGACAACGAAUGGACAGAUGCCUUUGAAACUCUUGAUGAAAUCUAUCAAAAUGAAGAAAGAACGACAUCCAUAUUAAUCCACAUUUUGAUGGGAACGAGAGACUUCUGUGAAAGAGAGGCGGAGUAUCAGAUGCAUCAAAUACAAAAUGCAAUCAUUCAAAAUACAUCAUCGCCUGGCAAAAAAGUGCCGACCAAUGUGCGGAAGCAGUUAAAGGAAUGCAGGAAAAUUACUGCAGAGACUUCCGGCAAAAACUUAUAUCAGAAAUACAAUAAAGAACUUCUGAGUUCAAAAUCCUCGACAGCAAGACGAGCAGGACGGGUGCCCGAAUUUGUGGCAGCUUGUUUUAAUAUGUGCUGGUUAAUGGCUGUGCAAGAUCCACCAAUUGUCUUUGGCCAAAACGUUGAUCAUGGAGACACCUUUAGUACUGAUAUGUAUAAAGCCUACACUAGAACCGGAAACAAAGUGGAUUUUGUUGUGUGGCCAGCACUUAAUCUUCAUAUGGACGGACCAAUUUUGUGCAAAGGGGUAGCGCAAGGAUACACGGAAGUAACAAGACGGUCAAGAUCAGUGCCUGCUAAAAGCAGAAAGAAAAAUCAGAGCUAUGAAACGACUCCAGAAAAUGAUACGGAUACAAAAAAGGAUAUGAAACUGAAAACUAAUACUGUUAUAAGGAAUGGUCGAGCCAACGGUCGUACGUCCGAUGAAGGUCUAGAGAAUAAUGAAUCAAGUACCAGAAAAGCAGAUAAAAGUCACAGAAAUACUCCCGUUGCCAGGCAAUCACGUGCAACCUUUAAACCAAAAAAUCUAAGCCAUAAUGGCUAUACCCCUCCUUCCAAUCCCAAACCAUCAGAGAAUGACGUUGAUAUGUUUUUAAGAUGGAGAGAAAUGUUUGGUCCAGAAGAAGCCAGACGACUUUUAGGACAAGAUUAUGACAUAUGCCUAAAGUACCUGAAAGAACUUGGUAUUUAUCUAACCUGUUAUAAACUCCUGCACAUGCAAAGUUAUUCAUGGACAAUGGAAGAUAUCAGAACUGAAAAUGAUGAUGAUAGAUUUGAGAUGUAUGAUUUAUCAAUGUCGGUUGUAUCUCUUCUGGACUACAUACUUAACACAAAACCUUUGAAAAGGUACUUCAAAGACCUAGAUUCACUGUCAUCUAAAGUAAGGGAAGAUUGCAUUAAAGAAAAGUCCCAUGUCGUGAAAAUCAAACAACGCUUGAGAAAAUUAGAGCAUGAAAAUGACUCUCUUCGGAAACUUCUUGAACAAACGGAUUCAAAUCGAAUUCGCUAUCGUAGAGAAAGAGAUGAUAUAAGAAACGAAAUGCAGAGGCUUCGCAAUCACCGAAAGUGGCUACCGCCCAACGUACAAGAACUAGAACAAGCUGAAGAAGAGCUUAACCAACUUAGGCAAGACUUCGAACGUCAGAGAAAUGAAAAUGCAAGGAAAGUUAAAGAAUGUGAGAUAGCGAGUAAUAAAAUCAUCGCUUCACAAAAAAGGAAAAUCCAGCACUUUGAGAAUGAGCUAGACCGACGUGACCUGACAAUUAAGGAAUUGAAAGAAAUGUUAUACGCUAAAACAACUAAACCAAGAGAAAGAACUGAGACGAAGAUGAAUAUGGCAGAAAUAGGGGAAGAAUUAUCUAGCUUGAGAUAUCAUUUGCAACAGACUUUAACAAAGUUAGAUGAAACGGAGCGUGAACUAGAGGAAACAAAAACAAGGCUCAGUAAAGCAAUGGGAGACCGGCUGACUGAUAACAAUCCAAACAUUGCUGACCUUAGCGACAAAAAUCGUCCUACAAAGCUUGCCGAGAGAUAUACUGAAUUGUAUGACAAUCAGUGGACUGAUGCAUUUGACUUCAUUGACAGAUACUUUCAUACGGAGGAAGAUACAAUCGGGACUCUUUUAAAGAUUUUGCAGGAUGCCAUGACAUUCUGCAACAGAAAGGAACGUGAGCAAAUGGAUGUUUUACAGCGUGUGCUAAAAUUUUCAGAGAAUCAUGAACAUAAAGUUGUAUCCAGUGAUGUGCCUAAACCUGUAAAAGAUUGCAGAAAAUCGAUGUCUUCGUUUGCUGUUCGGAAUUUGUAUAAGAUAUAUUUAUCACAUCUUAGACAAUCCGAAGAUCCAACAUUAAGAACAGCUUUGGAUAUCGGUUCAUUUACAAAAGAAUGUAUUGAAAUAUGCUGGCUUAUGGUGAUCCAAGACCCACCUAUUGUUUUCGCUCCAGUAGUUACCAGAGGAUCAGGAUUUAACACUGAUUUAUAUAAGCCCUACACUAGCAGCGGGACACACGUAGAUUAUGUAGUAUGGCCAACUUUGCUUUUACACAAGGAUGGCCCUGUUUUGGCGAAAGGUGUGGCUCAAGGCUAUCGGAAGAAAUCCGCUGGUGGUGAUAGGUAUAGAGGUUCCAGUAUCGAAGGCAGAGGCAAAUAUAACAAAAUCUCUAGCCAUUCGAAAAGUGGCCGGCAAAGAUUUCCGGAAGCGAGUAAUGAAUCACCAGAUUGGAGUGAGUAUGCUAUAGCAACAACGAGAACAUAUAGACGCGACGGACAAACAAACAAAAUACCACUCGGUUUUGAUCAGGUAAAUCCUUACUACAACUAUGUAAAUGUCCACGGAUGGGAAAGCUUUAGAAACGGUAUAGGCCAGCAGACCUAUGAGAGGACUCGUGUGAUUGGAAACAAAUCAUACCAUUAAAGUUGCUGUUUCUUUGUUUCUUUAUUACGUUAAUGCGUAGAAUAUCAUUAAUUUCCUGUUCAGAAAACCGAGGCUGAUAUCAUCAUCUCUGUAUACAAUAUUUCAUCGCAAAUUUUGUGAUAUAUUUGUAGCCGCAAAUAAGAAAUUUGUGUAAAUUUUAAAUAAUUGCUCUUAUUUCCUGAAAGUUGUUGACAUGUAUUGCUGUUAACUGUUGCAGUAUCACUAAAUGGCAUGUACUCCUCUACAUCUCUUAUAUACCUAUACCUUAACGUAAGAAAAACGCUGAUAUACGAAAGGUGUUCAACCUAUAUUUGAACACUUUACAAAUAUACGUAUUUAUCUUGCCUCCUACAAGAUUCUUGCAUUUCUAUUGGUCAAUAGACGUCACGUGGAGACAGGAUAUAUUCCAUAUCCUGCUAGUACAUUUCAGAUAUGAAUUUUGAUUUAAAAAAAAAAAUGGCUGCCGCUUUGUUAAUUUACAAAAUAUUAGAUAAUAGCGUGUAAGUAAAGCUCUCGCCUGAUAUGGAUUUCCUCGACAGCGUAUAUCCCGUAUCCUGUCACCAACAAGCAGUGUAACAAAUAAUGUUCAAUAAGCUGUAUUUCAUUGCAAAAUUGUUCGAAGUUUUAUUAUUUGAGAACCGUAACACUAAUAGAUCAUCCCAUUCAUUGACCAAGAUGGAUAAUUUAUAAUUAGUUUAUUUGUCCAGUUUCGUAGAGUUCUUUCCUUUCUAUUUCAAAUCAUUAUAGCGUCCUUAUGGAUUCCCAUAAACCAUAGGCUAUUGUAGCUGCAUACAGAAAUUGUGGAAUCCAUUCCAUGGGAGUUAUUAAAUUGACUUAUGUAGUGUAUCAUGGGAUGAGGAGUAUUGAUAAAGUAUAAAUAUCAAGUGAAAUCAUCUGGAAAUAGACAACCCACAUUUUACCAUGAACUGUCCCUUUGAAAUCUAUUGACCGACUUUUUUUAUAUAAGGUCUUAUGUAAUAACAAAUCAUAGUUUGUUAAUAUAAGACUGAACUAUGCAGAAUUAUUCCUAUGUCUUCGUUUUUCUUUCUAAAAUGACUAAUCUCAACCUACGCGAAUGCGUUAUUUUGGUAUUUUUCUAGGAUUGAGCGUAUAACGUGGUAUUUUUCUGAUAAUGUUUUUAAAACUUCCCGCUAGAGAAACCACUAUAUUCUCUUUAAAUAUAUAGUCAAAUGGUGUGACAACAAUGAAUCGAUCACAACAUAUACAUUUCUAAAAGUUUACAUUUUAUGACAAUUUAUCCAAUUUUCUAGUUCUAGUGAAUGUCUUUCCGCUUUGUUUAGGUACUAGUAGAGAUCAGGCAUUGUACUGUCGGUAUCGGUUGAAAGAAAACACGCAAAAACUGAAACCUUUGAAAUGGCGCGUGUCAACACGCUUAAAUGAAACCUUUGUUUAUGGCAUGCCAACGCGAAACAACGAAACAUUUCAGUUUGUUUUGGCGCGCGCGCCAACACUGUAAAACGAAUUCCUUGUUGCGUUGACACCUUGUUAGUUUCAUUUUGUGGCACUGGCACGCGCGCCAAAACGACACACAAAUCUUUCAAUAUUUUGCUAUGCCGUGUAGGGGCGUGCGCCAGGACGACACAACGAAAUGUGCUACAUAAACUGCGAACACGCCAACGCGACAUAACGAAAUAUACCACUUGAUACCUUGUUAUUAUAAACAUAUAAUAUUGUUUAGUUAAUACAACCUAUGUGCGUUGUGAGAAUCUUCUAAAAUGCUAAAUAAAAACCAAUACGUAAUGAUCUACGUGGGCUGAUCUAAAAGCAAUGUCACUGUAGCUAUAAAAUCGUGUAUAGGAAAGGAAAUAUUAAAAGUUAUAAUUAUGUUUCUGUAUUAGAUUUAUAGUCUGGCUAUUUCCUCGUCCUUCAGCAAACGUGAUACCCACCAGGCACGAACACGCCUCAUGUUUAACUUAAUUUUAAUACUCUUAAAACAGUCCUAUAGCUCAUGUCCAAGUCCUCACACAGAGCUCUUACUGUUUAACGUCGAUCUUCAUUGAUUGCGUUGGAAAUAAGAGAGACGUUCUUGUCUUAAUUUUAGCUGGACAUGCGAAAUAGCUAAUAGCAACAAGACCUAGUUUUCGUACAUUCAUCAUUUUAGAAUUCUUAGCAACUUGUAUGUGUGAAAAAAUAACUUCAUUUGAAAUAUGUUAUUAUAAUGUUGCUGAUCCUUUUAAAUCCAUAUAUCCAUUUCCUUGUCAGAUUCGUUCAUUGCUUGUAUAAAACAUGACAUUUUUUAAGGAUGAUUGAAAUUUUUGGUUGCGGAUUUUAUCCCGCUACCAAAGUUAAGUGUAUUUCUGACAAUCAUGUAGCAUCUUUAUUUGAUUCCAAAUCACAUCCAAAGGAUGUUCAUGUGCUACACAAAGUAGUCCCAUUCAUGAACAAUGCGGAUGAAUUAUCAAUGAUCAAGCAGUUCUUAUUCAUCCUCUAUCCAUUCACAUUGGCCAUUUAGAUUAUAUAAGAUCUGUCAGUGAUUAGGUAUUCCAGCCCAUGGUUGACUUCCAGCCAGCUGUUCAUGUAAGGUCAGACAGAGUUUAUCUUAGAUAUGAGGCACAUUAGUAUUUGUUUCUUAUACAUGUAUAUUCAUAGAUUGGCAUUUAAAAUGAAAAUAAAUCUAGCAAAACCCGCAACCACCAGACAUCUCAAGGCUUUGAUUCUACAAUAAAGAUGUUUUUAUGCUUUGUAAGCUUGUAGAACGUAAGUUUCUAAGAUAUAUAAGAGCAACAAAAGCACAGGUCAGCGGACUCGCUUUAAGGGCAUUUUCUUCACCACUGUUUAGGCAUUUUUGAAGUCAAAACAAAUUGGGAAAAGUGAGGGGUGGGGUACUUUAUAAAAACAUAAUUUCCCACUUAUUGAUAUAGGGAUUUUAAGUCUUACAUGUUAGUGUGAAUACACGUUGAUAUUGUAACAAUUCAGGGUACAUUGAACUACUUCACACGUUUCAUCCCUGCCUCUAUUAAAGCAAAUCACGUGACGAUGGUAAAAACCUAUGUGAUCCUAAAAAAGCGGCAUGCUUAAUAAUUAAUCAAAUACUUGCCAUAAUCUACUGGCAAAUUGACCUUUAGGUUCAUUGCAGUAUGCGAUUCGUCAAAUUGAAAUGCUGUCAAAUAAUUUUAUUGUUUACAUUUCUAGCAGAUGCGUGUCAUUAUAUAAAUUACUGCAUUAUGUUUCAGUAUUUUGUUCGUUUUACAAGCAAAAUAUGUAAUAAGCAAUGUUCACAUAUCCUCAGAUAUUUGAGGGUACACUUCCACAAUUAUUUUGCGAAGUCUGGAAGGUAUUAAUAUUUUCAGGGUUCACAAUCUUAAAUCUCUCACCUUGAGCUGCUGCUAUACUUAAUAAUUCAGAAGUAUUGUUUAAAUUAACCUUGAACAAAUUUUAUACAAAAAUUGUCUAAGUGAAUUUUUAUAGCUGCUGUUUUCUAAUAUUUUAAUAAACAUUUUAAACUUAUAACAGAAUAUAUCAACAAUUUUUUUAUUAGAUCUACAUUUAACUGUUGCUUUUUGUGUAUACGAAGCUUACUGACAAGUUUUCAAAAUUCACUGGAAGCUGGAUUUAAUAGUUAUUUUUAAUUGACAAAAGUCCUGAUUAGGUAAAAGUACCUUAUCAACCACAUUAUUCUUGUAUACUGUGAAAAGUGUACAGACUUAUUGUUCUAUUUUUGAAUGAUGCUCGUUGCUGAUCAUUAACUAUUAUAUGGAAAUUCCUAUUCAAAUAAACCAUAGUUUAACUGA